CUGCCACUAAAACAUUCUCUUGUUUGCUGUACUCCAUGAUACUAGUAUAAAAAUGCUCCAGUCUAUUACUAUAUUAAUACAACUCAUAUAUAAAACUAAAUUGCCUCCAAGUUCUUGAUUGGUGCAUUUCCUAAUAGACUGAUAGACUUGACCCUUUUUCUUUCACUCUAAAAUUAAUCGGAUUCAAGUUCCAGACAGCAAUGUCAUCCUCUUUGAUUGUAUUUUUGAUCCUAUCUAUGCUACUAAACACAGGUGCUAGUGUCAACUUCACUGAUGUAUUCCAGUCCAGUUGGGCAGCUGACCAUAUUGCUGUUGUAGGUGACCAAGUUAGUCUCAGCCUUGACAAUACUUCUGGCUGCGGUUUUAAGUCGAAGAUCAAAUAUUUGUUUGGGAAAGCUAGCGCGCAGAUCAAACUAGUUGAGGGAGAUUCAGCUGGAACAGUCAUUGCCUUUUAUAUGUCAUCAGAAGGAGCUAAUCACGACGAACUGGACUUUGAAUUUCUUGGGAAUGUUUCAGGAGAACCAUACCUAGUACAAACAAAUAUUUACGUGAAUGGUACGGGAGAUCGAGAGCAGAGGCAUAAUCUUUGGUUCGAUCCAACUACAGACUUCCACACUUACUCUUUCUUCUGGAAUCAUCAUACUAUCAUCUUUUCAGUUGAUGAGAUUCCAAUUAGAGUGUUUCAAAACAAGGAGAAAAAAGGCGUGCCAUACCCGAAAAAUCAAGGCAUGGGAAUCUAUGGGUCGUUGUGGAAUGCAGAUGAUUGGGCUACACAAGGUGGAAGAGUGAAGACAAACUGGAGCCACUCUCCAUUUGUUACAGCAUUUCGAUCGUUCGAGAUCGAUGCUUGUGAUUUGUCUGGAGAGGACAUAGCUGCUGCAGGUGCAAAAUGUGGUAAGUUGGCACAAUUUUUGUGGGAUAAGCCAGCCAUGAAGGGGCUGGAAAAGAGCAAAAAGCGCCAAUUUAAAAUGGUACAAUCAAAGUACUUGGUGUAUGAUUACUGUAAGGACACUGCAAGAUUCACUCAAAUGCCUAAAGAGUGCUUGCACUAGAGACACCAACCACUAUUCUAGCAAUGUCAAUGUCUCAAUUCGUUCCUGUCUCACGCAAUUUAAGUUUUUGAAAUUCAUUUGGUCCAAUUUGCUUGAUCUUAUUUUCUUUUUAGCUUGUUAUGUGGUCUAACGAUUCAGACAAUUAGGUGGUCAAAUAAUCAUGUUCAAAAGACAGUGUUUGAAUCC
Molecule: messenger RNA, 1238 nt
Organism: Lycium ferocissimum
Lineage: Eukaryota; Viridiplantae; Streptophyta; Magnoliopsida; Solanales; Solanaceae
Product: xyloglucan endotransglucosylase protein 6-like
Exons: 4
Coding region: 201-1052 (283 amino acids)
Biological process (GO): xyloglucan metabolic process; cell wall biogenesis
Cellular component (GO): apoplast; cell wall
Molecular function (GO): xyloglucan:xyloglucosyl transferase activity; hydrolase activity, hydrolyzing O-glycosyl compounds
Source: RefSeq, a predicted model, not a curated record